AUGUCGUCGAGCGGCAACCCAGAGUCGGGCAAACCGGUGGAGGGUACCUUGGAUACGAACAAUACUCCAGUGGAACCGCUACCUUCAGCUACCGUGCCCACCGUCUCUUCUGAAUGUCAGAAUUCGGAUCGUGGAGAUAAUAACAACAAUACUGCAGUGGGAGGAUCUGUCUCAGCGCAUCACGAUAACGACGAAGGCAAGGACGCUGCCCAGUUGACCUCUGCGCAUAGUACACAGACCGGGAUGGAAGCACAGAAAGCAGCCGACGCCGAUACUGGUGCCAUGGCUCCGACCGCCGCGCCUUCCGCUGAGCAGCCUGGUUCUUCGCUGAAGGACACUGAAGAGGAUCCGGGCGUGUCACUGUCUGUUACUCUGCUCUUGACCAACGGGGCGAGACAUCCGCUUAAGAUUGACGGGAGGUACUUGCGGAAGUAUUCUAUUAACGUGCCUAACUACGAUCCUUUUGAGAUGAGUGUGUAUUCGUUGAAAGAGUUGAUUUGGAGGGACUGGCACUCCGAUUGGGAAGAUCGUCCAUCAUCGCCUAGUAUGAUUCGUCUGAUCUCUUUCGGCAAAUUACUGGAUGACAAGGUUCCCUUGUCUGAGUGCAAAUUCAACCACGACGCACCUAAUGUUGUUCACAUGACCGUCAAGCCGCAGGAGAUUUUCGAUGAAGACGAUGCCAAGGGUGCAAAGUCCCAAUAUAGCAGCCAUCGCGAUACCGGUGAGCGUAGCCCCGGCUGCCGUUGCAUCAUUCUAUGA
Monascus purpureus is the source of this 759-nucleotide messenger RNA. Lineage: Eukaryota; Fungi; Ascomycota; Eurotiomycetes; Eurotiales; Aspergillaceae. The record is from the annotation of a GenBank genome assembly.